AUGCGCCCUCGAUUCAUCCCCACUAUUGCCUCCCAAUCGCUGGGACGAGCAUGGUAUCACAGGCUCGAGGACAAACUCGAACUCUGCUCCAAGUACGGGUUCGAGGCGAUCGAGCUCUUUUCCGAGGAUCUCGAGGCCGUCGCAAAUUCAUUGCCCGCAUCACAUCCGCCGCCAGCAGCGGGUACCUCGUUUGUCGGUUCAACAGAGAGGCACGAAAGUCAACUCGCCGCUGCCGACUAUAUCCAUGGACUCUGCGUCCAUUAUGACCUGGAAAUCCUAUGCCUUCAACCGUUCAUGCAUUACGAGGGUCGCGUCGACCCGGCAUCCCACGAGGCCGCGAUCCAAGAACUGAAUUCUUGGAUCAAGCUCGCUCAAAGACUCGGCACAGAUCUGAUCCAGAUACCCUCCAGCUUUCUUCCCGCUUCAGAAUGCACGGGCGAUCGCGGCAGAAUCGUCACGGAUUUAAGGCAGGUCGCUGACAUGGGUCUGCACGCCGAUCCACCCAUCCGGUUCGCAUACGAAGCACUAGCUUGGGGGACGCACGUGGAUAGAUGGGACACAGCGUGGUCGAUAGUCCAGGAAGUGGACAGACCAAACUUUGGCACGUGUAUCGACACGUUCAACCUCGCUGGACGGAUAUUCGCCGACCCAGCUUCUCCGUCAGGGCUUGCUACAGAUGCACACGACAAUAUCCGGGGCUCGAUCGCAAAGCUGAGGGCGGAGCUCCCUCUCGCGCUUGCCAAGGUCUUCUACGUGGAGGUUUGUGACGGGGAAAGACUGGCCGAACCAUUGAUACCCGGCCAUGAGUGGCACGACCCAGACCAGCCAGCGAGGAUGUCGUGGUCGAGAAAUGCACGCUUAUUCCCCUUUGAGGCCUCAGGCUACCUCCCUGUAGUGGAGAUUCUGGAGGCUGUGUGUGACGCUGGGUAUACUGGUCACAUCUCGUUUGAGUUGUUCUCGAGGACGGCGAACCGGCCGGAGAAGCAUGUACCGGAGCGCCAUGCCCAACGUGGUGCCAUGGCUUGGAGGAAGCUGGUGGAACAUAUGUGCUGGGACCAGCAGACGAGUCGACACAGCUCGGACCUGCUGCGUAAUCGUCGGUAG
This is a messenger RNA of Cladophialophora yegresii CBS 114405, 1104 nucleotides long. RefSeq lists its product as uncharacterized. The transcript has a single exon. The record is from RefSeq and is a predicted model, not a curated record. The coding region runs from base 1 to 1104 and encodes 367 amino acids. NCBI's taxonomy places the organism in Eukaryota, Fungi, Ascomycota, Eurotiomycetes, Chaetothyriales, Herpotrichiellaceae.